Messenger RNA from Nicotiana tabacum (common tobacco), 497 nucleotides. NCBI's taxonomy places the organism in Eukaryota, Viridiplantae, Streptophyta, Magnoliopsida, Solanales, Solanaceae. The record is from RefSeq and is a predicted model, not a curated record.
AUCAUUUCAGUAGCAAAGUCAUCAAAUGCACAUAACUUCAUAUCUUCAUUGCCUAAUGGUUAUAAUACAACAGUUGGAGAAAGAAGGGUUCAAUUAUCCGGUGGACAAAAGCAAAGAAUCGCCAUUGCGAGGGCCAUAUUGAAAGAUCCGAAAAUACUUCUACUUGAUGAGGCGACUAGCGCUCUUGAUACAAAGUCAGAACGUAUAGUACAAGAAACGUUAGAUCGAGUGAUAGUGAAUAGAACAACUGUCGUCGUUGCACAUCGUCUAAUGACAGUUAAAAAUGCAGAUGUUAUUGCACUAGUUAAAAAUGGUGUUGUUGCUGAGAAGGGAACACAUGAUAUGCUCAUGAACAAUCCUCAAGGGGUAUAUGCGUCUUUGGUUGCACUUCAGACCAGAGCAACUUAAUUCAAGAACUCUAGCUUUAAGCAUGGCAAAAGAUUUUGUAUUUGUUGGAUAUUAUCAUUUUUUUUAAUAAUAUGGAAAUGUUUACAUUA